This is a messenger RNA of Linepithema humile (Argentine ant), 4838 nucleotides long. RefSeq names its product peroxidase. Lineage: Eukaryota; Metazoa; Arthropoda; Insecta; Hymenoptera; Formicidae. Gene Ontology annotation, biological process: response to oxidative stress. Gene Ontology annotation, molecular function: heme binding; peroxidase activity. The record is from RefSeq and is a predicted model, not a curated record.
GAUGUUUAAAUACAUUCCCCAUAUUUUGCAACACAUUUUAUUAUCUUACGUUUAACUGCUUAGCUAUGCUGAUAAAAGCGCAAGUCAACGAAUUAAAGUAUUAUCGUAGACAUGAUAACUUAAGCGCUCCGAAAGCCGGCAAUGGAGCGCAGUGGAGAACUGGAGGUGGACGAGCACGUGCUCACCGAGUGAUAGAAUUUUUUUUUCCGUGCUAAAUAAGGUGAUUCACUUUUGGUGGGGAGCUAGCGAGCGAAUGGGAACGCGCGCGAGUCAGCACACAGAGCGAGAUUAACAAAAAGAACGAAAGAGCGAGCGAGCUGGAGAAUCUUUGGGGAGCCAGUGUGCGUAGCGUGUGCACGUGAUCGAGAGAGACAGCGUAAAUGAAAGAGAAAGAACGUGAAUGUAAACGAUGUUAAAGCGAAUUCGUAAGAGGAAGUGAGAUGAACGAUGAACGAUGAACGAGUAUAUCGGAAUACUCAGUGACGUAUCUUGAGCGUAUCAGAAUCAGAAAUAAGAAUAGUGAAUUCUGUUUUCUGCCUCUAAAAUAGAAAAAAUAACGUCUUACUGGAAAACUGAUUAAGCAUUUUACGAGGCAAAAACGUAAUUUGCAAAGUGCAUUGACAGGUAAUGAGUAUUUUGGCGUAACGCUAAUUUUAAUCAAUACUCCGUGCACAUCGAUACUCGCGUCGACCCUGAGGUAAAGGAGCGAGCAGGACGGAGAUUGCUCGUAUAAGUAAAUGAAUGAAUGAGUGCGAGAAGGUCGCGAUAAAGCCGCGAUAAAGUUGCGAGUGAGACGGAAGAAGUGGGAACGUAGAGAGGGAAAUCCGUGUAUUCACGGCACGAAACUCCAUCGUUGUGCAUUAUCACCGUUGAAAUGCGUCUCUGUCGGUCGUCACGCGUCUACCUUUUCGCAUCGCACCUGACGCAGGUGUGCUAACGAACUCCGGUACGCACUACGGUACGGACGAGGUGAAAUCGUCGCGAAAUUUGCGUGUGAGUUUUCCGUUCGUUUCUCUCUUAGAACCGGCGGGAUCGCGCGACUAGAAGCAAAGAGAACUGAACUGUAAGGGGCGAGCGCGAAUCUUAUUGGCAAGCUAGUUAGCAACUAAUUAGCGUCCAAAAACCGCGGUCUCGUCGCUGCAGCUGGCUGCAUCGUCGGAGAAUGUUUCUCGUAACACCGGUCGACAAUAAUCGUUGGGUCUACGCGAUGCACGGAUUGGAGAAGCCUAUGGAUCAUGUGUCCGCCGGCGGUGUCAUGGCAGGCUCCGUUGCCACUUUUGCGAUCCUCUGGAUGUCCCUGCAGACGAUGGGACUUCUGGGACACUCCCAUUCUAUCGGCACGUACAAGCUGCCCGAGUCCUUGCAGAAUUAUCUUGCCAGUUACACCGAUACACUUUCAGGACUGCCAGCCACUAAUUACGGCUCCGAGGCCAUCGUUGACACGGGUCAUUUCCAAAACCAAAGAUUCCCCCGAAUCGACGGAGCGACUCUGAACAGUUCGAUCACAUUCGCGCAGACACUGAUCGAUCGUAUGAGCACUCUCGAGAGAAAUAUCGCGAAUGCUGGUAUUGCACUCAAGGAUCACAGUCCAGCUCAGAAACAGUUCUGGAAUUCCUAUCCUUCCACAGACGCGUUUGAAAGGGGCAUCGAUGCUAUCGUAGCUACAAAGGCAUCGUCGUAUCUCGUACAUCAAAACUGCCGAAGGUUCGGUUUAGAUAAGAAUGACUGCGCCCGCUAUAUAUCGACGUUGGGGCUGCAGGGCACCCCGCUCGGUGAGUCUUGUGCCGCGGUGCAUAGCGUGGAAUGCGACGAAACCGCGAAGUACCGUAGCAUCGACGGCACCUGCAAUAACAUUGAGAAUCCGAGCUGGGGCAGCGCGAUGACCGCGUACACCAGAGUUCUCUUCUCCCAAUACUUCGACGGCAUCCAAGAACCGAGGCAUGUCGGACAAACAAAGAAAGCACUGCCAAGCCCGAGGCUCGUAAGCGCCGCUUUGUCCAUCGCGAACGAUCAAUCGGACGCUAGCAGGACGUUGGCUGUGAUGGAAUGGAGCCAAUUCAUCGCUCACGACUUAGCCUACACCCCAGUUCGCAAGAUGAUCUCAAAUGGAAAACCAAUCUCUUGCUGUCAGCCGGAUGGAGACACCUUGUCCCCGCGUCACAUUCAUCCGGAUUGUUCUCCUAUCAGCGUGCCAGAUCGCGAUCCCGUUUAUGGCGAACAUUAUGUUCGGUGCAUGAAUUACGUUCGUUCGUUACCUGUCUUGCGAUCUGAGUGCACUUUCGGACCUGUAGAACAGAUGAACCAAGUAAGCCACUUCUUGGACGGUUCCGCGAUUUACGGAUCCACUUUAAAGAAAUCCCGCGAGCUUCGCGCGUUUGAAGGCGGACGUCUGCGCGUCGACAUGAAAAACAAUCGCGCAUACUUGCCGAGAGAAGGUGCCGAGCUCGCAUGCGGAGAGAAUUGCUACAAUUCCGGUGACGAACGCGUGAACAUCGAACCUCAAUUAGCUGUGAUCCACACUAUUUGGCAUCGCGAGCACAAUCGCAUCGCCGACAAGCUUGCCAAAUUAAAUCCGAAUUGGUCGGACGAGAUUUUGUAUCAGGAAGCAAGGCGCAUCGUGAUCGCCGAGGUUCAACACAUCACUUACAAGGAGUGGCUGCCAAUUUUGCUUGGCAAAAGAUACGCUCGAGCCAUCAAUCACAAUGUAGGGAAUGGUUACAGUCAAAAUUAUAAUUCUGACGACGAACCGGCGGUCAGCAACGAAGCCGCCACCGCGGCUCUGCGUUUCUUGAACUCAUUGAUGCAAGAAAAGCUGAGUCUGCCGGAUAACUCUCGCCAGCAGAACAGAACUCUACAGCUGGCGGAGCACUUCUUUAAUCCGCGCGUGAUCGAGUCGGAGGAGGUGUUCGAUGGAUUGGUGCGUGGUCUCGCCACUCAGACCAGCCAGAAAAUGGACAUCAGUCUCGUUUCAGACAUGACAAGCAAGCUGUACACCAGCAACGGCAAUGAUUUAGGCUUGGAUGCCAUCAGCUUGGACAUUGAACGUGGCCGCGAUCAUGGCCUCCCUGGGUACAAUCACUAUCGUAAAUACUGUGGGUUUUCCGCCGCCAAGACUUUCGAGGAUUUCCUAGAUUAUAUUCCCUCAGAGAUGGUAAAGAAACUGCGUACAAUUUAUUCCCAUCCCAACGACGUCGAUCUCAUCGUGGGCGGUAUGGCGGAGAGAUUGGCAGAUGAUGGUAUGGUCGGCCCGACCUUCCGUUGUCUCAUUUACGAGCAGUUCUCCCGAUCUCGGCGUACCGAUAGAUUCUUCUACGAUUCCGCGAUGCAACCGCAUCCCUUUACACUUGAACAAUUGACUCAACUGCGUAACGUCACCUUGGCGCGAAUAUUCUGCGACAACGGCGACGACAUCACGCACAUGCAGCGUAACGUGUUUCUCAAGCCGCAGGGCGGGAACGAAUUGAGACACUGCACAGACUUCGAGGCGAUACCCAGCGUGGAUCUCUUCGCCUGGGCGGAGCGAGCGAAGGCGUAUCGUUGAAGUCUUUAAUUAAUUGGCUGGUCACAAACAAUAAUUGCGUCCGUUCGCCCGUAGACGUAGUGCGGGCUUGAGAGGAAGAGGGCUUACGGAAAGUGCAAGAGCGAGUGCACGCUCGGGGAAAAGCGAUUGUGUGAGACUACGUAAUGGUCUCAUCAGAAUCGUCGGCGCGAUAUCACGACACACGACGUCGCGCUCACCCACGAUGAAACAUGACAAGAGGCAAUACGAAGCAGAGCAACGGUGAAAUCACGUGACUAGUCGAUUAAGAAAAUAUCUAAUAGCUGGAAUGAGAAUUAAAUGGCGCGAAUGCAAAAUCGAGUUGCAGAUGAAUGAGCGGACAAACAAUCUAUUUACCAAUCGAGUCUCAAUUGUUAAAAAGACCGCAUUGAGGGUUCGUCACUCUGCAAUUAAUUUCGCUCGCAGGACUGCAUUUCGCGACGAUCUGAUAUUAUUAUAGUCUGACAUAGACGUAUUUGUAGAUAGUCUCGUGUAUCUAUGUGGAGAUGUAUGUGCGCGGAGGAUGUUUAACAGUGCAUAUUAUCGGCGUAUUACGCUUACGUAGAGGGUUGUGUUGAGUCGAGGCUUAAGUUUAAAGUACUUAGCGUCUUAUCAGUUUUGUGAUGAUUUAGAUUAUAUAUAUAUAAAGUGGGUACAAUUUUUAUAUAUUAGAUAUAUACCUAAGCGAUCAUUGCAAUAUUGUUCCUCGUUAUGCAAGAUUGUAAGUAUCUGGUCAAUGAAUAUUGAUUAUCAAUGAAUAUUGAUUUCAUCAACAAAUAUGAAUAAUACGAGAGAAAGAAAUGUAUGUAGAUGUUCGAGGAGAGCACACGAAGUAUUACAAUUGCGAAAAUAAGUAAUGCAUUUUUUUCACUGUCUGAAAUAAAUCGAGUUGUGGAUAAAACGAAGCUAUAACUGAAAGCAAUAAUUUAUUGAACGAACGAUUGGUGGUUUUUACGUCAUAAGAUAUAACAAAAGGAUAUAUUAAAACAGCUUAUUUUUUAUACGGUAACAUAUCGAUAUAUUCUGUAAACGUUGUCCGAACGUUUGGACGGUGUUAUCGAAGGAUGUGUUCUUUAUGUCAAGACUUGCACAAUAUUUGCCAAAAAUAUUUAUUCAGACGUCAGUUUAUUACAAAUUUACACACACAAUUGUUAAAACUUUUCUAUUUAUAAAAAUGUAAUCAUGAAUAUUUGUAAUUCAGUCUUUCGAAAUUGAAAUAAUUACAUGUUUACUUUACACAAAACUGCGAGAAAUUUGUAAACAGCAACGUAUGGGAAUAAAUUAUUAAUUUUAUCAAGUG